This is a messenger RNA of Manihot esculenta (cassava), 750 nucleotides long. RefSeq lists its product as uncharacterized. Lineage: Eukaryota; Viridiplantae; Streptophyta; Magnoliopsida; Malpighiales; Euphorbiaceae. The record is from RefSeq and is a predicted model, not a curated record. The coding region runs from base 97 to 576 and encodes 159 amino acids. The transcript is spliced from 2 exons.
CACACUUUCCUCCGAGACAUGAUGCUUCUUUUAAUUCUCUAUUAACUGUGCUCUUGUGCUCUUCUCUCAUCUCCAGAGUCUCCAAGAGAAUAAUAAAUGGGGAGCGAGUGCAAUCCAACAAGCAAACAGCGUUAUGACAUCACCAUGUCAAAAAGAACAAGAAAGCCAUUCAGUCUUCCACAACUCAAAGUACAUGCUCCGACAAAAGCUUCCCCAGAAAAGGAUCGAGCAACUGGAGACAGCGACCAUAGGAGUUUGAAGCAACUGAUGAUCAAUGGUAAGAUCAAUACAGAAGGAACUAAUAAUGAAGGGAACACAAGUGAUGAAAGUGAGAAUAGAGUCAGAAACUCGCUUGGACAGCACUUCUCAGAAGAAGAGAAGAAACAGCAGCAGCAGCUUCUACUGGUGAAGAAACAGAAGCAAGAACUUAUUCACGGAGCCAAGCUCAAAGGAGUAAUGGGUGGCUAUGUUAAAGUGUUGAGCCAUUUGAUCAAAGCCAAACGCAAUUCUUCUUCUUCUUCUACCCGUAGUAACACUGGAUCUCGGAAAAAGCCUGUCCUCCGGUUGGCCAUGUAAUGCAUUAUGAAAAUUCAUUACUAUAUGUUACAAGUAGUCUACAUUGUUGUUUCACUUCAUCUUCAAGAUUCUUGCUCAAAUGUCCACAAAAUGACGUUUUCUAAUAGGUUUGACAACAGCAACUGUAAGGAAUUGUUCAAAAACAUGUCAACUCAAUAGAAGAAAUUGUUCACG